Letharia columbiana is the source of this 399-nucleotide messenger RNA. RefSeq lists its product as uncharacterized. The record is from RefSeq and is a predicted model, not a curated record. The coding region runs from base 1 to 399 and encodes 132 amino acids. The transcript has a single exon. Lineage: Eukaryota; Fungi; Ascomycota; Lecanoromycetes; Lecanorales; Parmeliaceae.
AUGUCUCGAUGCUUCGCUAAGAUCCUCUUUCCAACAGCGCCAAAGAACUCGAACACUAUCAACGUGUGCGCCACACUUUCGAAGGUCCCAACAACCCUCAUAAAGCUCCGAACCUUACUGCUGCCUCCAGAAUCCCAGCUCCUACAACGAAUGAUCACCUCCAGCCGCCAGCACCCAGCAAGCGUCCUAAGCCCAUCAGCCGCACCGGUACCAUUAGGCAAUCGGAUCCGAAAAGGCAAGGGAAAGGGCAAAGCUACGCAAUGGGAUAGCGAUGACGAUGAUGAUGACGAUGCUUAUGUGACUAGUAAUGACUUUGCAGGGACCCCUGAGCGAAAGCGGAGUGGAGUCAACGGCUUUGGAGACGUGGGAGGGAAUGAUGACGAGGAGAUCUAUGGGUGA